This is a messenger RNA of Canariomyces notabilis, 3223 nucleotides long. Its product is annotated as CDC45-like protein. Gene Ontology annotation, cellular component: DNA replication preinitiation complex. Lineage: Eukaryota; Fungi; Ascomycota; Sordariomycetes; Sordariales; Chaetomiaceae. The coding region runs from base 309 to 2930 and encodes 873 amino acids. Gene Ontology annotation, molecular function: DNA replication origin binding; chromatin binding; single-stranded DNA binding. The transcript is spliced from 2 exons. The record is from RefSeq and is a predicted model, not a curated record. Gene Ontology annotation, biological process: mitotic DNA replication preinitiation complex assembly; DNA replication initiation; double-strand break repair via break-induced replication.
CAGCUCCCCACCACUCUCCUGCUGGCGAUCGACCCUCAACCCAAUUGUCCGUUCUUUGAACUGAUCGGUUGCCUACAGUUAAUUACUCACGAGGCCAAUAUCUUUACUUGCUACUUUGGUUAUUACAUCUCGCUCAGGACACGUCAACCGCGUGCGUCUCUCAGGCUCGGGCUAGACGCGAAUCCCACUUACCGACAGGGCCUGUUUGUGACGAUCGAAGACUGCCAUACCCGCGCCGAAUCGUUUCGAUAUACAGCGCCCUCAUGAACAUCCUCGGGGAGUAACGCGUCUGCAGUCCUUCCAGAACCAUGUACCUUCCGCGUUCUCUCAUCUCGAAGCUCUAUGUCCACUUACAGAACACGCGCCAUCCGCUCUCACCACCGGUCCUUAUCCUUGUUGCUCUCGAGCCCGAUGCACUAUGCGCCUGCCGUAUACUCACGCGCCUGUUCAAGCAUGACUACAUCCCGCACAAGAUCCAGCCCGUGGCUGGCUACGCCGACCUGGAACGCGUCGGCAGGGAACUCGUGGCUCCCAUGAUGGAGAAACGCGGUGGUGCUGGCGGGGUCGUUGUCUGUCUGGGCGUGGGCGGCAUGGUUGACUUGGGGAGCGUCUUGGGGUUGGAACCCGAAGGCGAAGAGAACACGUUCAGCAAGGUCGAGGUGUGGCUUGUCGAUUCUCAUCGUCCAUGGAACCUCAGCAACGUCUUUGGGGGGUUUCCACUGGAGCCGCAGACUGAUGAUGCGUCCACCUAUGCGAGCCGGUCUCCGGCUGGCGUGAAAGGCGGGUGCAUUGACCGUGCAUACCAUCCUGGAAAAGGCGGCAUUGUCGUGUUUGACGACGGCGAUAUUGAAGAGGAGUUGGGCAAGGAACGAGAUGCGUACCUCGCGCUAGUGGACAUGCCGGAUAUUGAAGAUGACGGGGAGGACUUGGGCGACAGCGAUGACGACGCCUACAGUGACAAUGACGACGCUGGAGUCGCUGCGUCGCUGCCCCGACCGAGCCAAAAGCGCAAGUCAUGGGACUUAUACGACGCAGAAGAUGAUAGUGAGGACGAUGGCCGUCCUCGGCAGCGGCGAAGGAGCAACUCGUCUACUCCCAUCACAGAUUCACCGCGGCGCCCAGCACAGCGGGGUCUCAUAUCGCUGAGAGACGAAGCUAUCUUUUCCAGCGACGCUCUGGAACCCCCAACUGCCGCUCAGCCCCCUAAAGUGCCAUCAGCUAGGACGUUGAGGCGGAGACUCCUGCGGCUACGGCGCGAAAAUGAGAGUGUGCUGAGAGACUACUACCAGUUAGGCGCUUCGUACUCGGAACCCAUCUCUUCCAUGAUGUACUCCCUCGCCUCGGAGCUGGGCCGAGAAGACAACGACCUGCUGUGGUGGGCGAUUGUUGGAGUCACCUCAAUGGAGCUGUACGGGCGGUCCUCGGCCGGCAUCGCCGUGCCUGUUCGCAGCUCCGAGCCUCGACCAGCGUCGGGCUGGUUGGGGCUGCGCGGAGCAAGGAUACGACAGCUCCUACGGGACGAAGUUCGACGGUUGAACCCCCCCGAGGUAGCCAACGGCCGGGCACUUCCCGAGAACACGGGCAUCAUCCCGACCACAGCGCGCAGCCCGGAGGAUACCAGCAUUCGCUUGUCCCCCGAACCAAAGUUCCUGCUUAUUAGGCACUGGAGUCUCUACGAUAGCAUGCUGCACUCACCCUACCUCUUCUCCCGCCUCAAGACGUGGAGCGAAACCGGCCUUAAGCGGCUGCACAAGCUCCUGGCCAAGAUGGGUGUCAGCCUGGUACAGUGCAAGCAGAGCUACACCCACAUGGAUAUGAUGCUCAAGCGAGAGCUGCGCACCAAGCUGCUCAAAUACGCCUCGCUCUACAACCUCGACGAACUGGUCCCGACCAUGGACACGGAUGGCAAAGACCGCGGCGGUGCCAAAGACGGAUGGGGUUUUGUCCGCAGCUGGGGGUGGCGGGCAACGCUAAGCGCGCAGGACGUCGGCGUCGUCAUUGGCGCGCUCCUCGAGGUGGGCAAGAACGCGCCCACCAGUCCGGACGGCCCCGGACCCGUUACCCCCUCCCAGCAACAGCCCAUCAACCUCGACGGCGACCCGCAGCAGCACGAAUCUCCGAGCGAUGAGUGGCUCCCCCGGUUCUGGGAAGCCUACGACGCCCUCGAAGACAUCGAAUCCCUCAAGGCAGGCCUACCCACGGCGCAGUUCCUCCACAAAGCCAUCUUCACCACGGGCACCACCCUCCUGAAGAAGAAACAAAUAUCACACCUUCGCGCUUUCCGCAUGUGUGUCGUCAAAGACUCUCCGCACUCAGCGCUCUUUAACCAUCCGGGGGCGCUGACCAAGCUUGCGCUAUGGAUCGGGGAAGCGCUCGCCGAACAGGAGAAGGACGCCACGGGCGGCAAACUAGCGCAGGGCGGCAGGGGCACUCCGCUCGUCGUGGCCAGUCUGGACGAGAAGAGGGGCGUGUAUGUGGUGGUGGGCACGGGAGGCGGCGGCGGGCCGGAUACGGCCUUUUUGAAUCGCGAGGCGGCCAAGAAGAAGGCCAAAGAAAAGGAGCAGAGGGAGGAGAGGCGGCGGGCAAGGGAAAAGAUCAGGGAGGAGAAGAGGGCCGCACGGAGGGAGCGGAAAGCGGAGCGGGGUGAUGCGGAUGACGAUGAGGGUGAGGAAGAGGAAGAGGAUGACGAAGAGGAGUCCUCUGACGAGAGCGAAGACGGGGAGGGCGACGGGAGUGAUGACGAGGACGACGAUGAAGCCCACGAGCGAGGGUUUGGGCUCAACAGAUUCGGCACAGCAUUCCAAGAAGUGGUGGCCGAGACCAACGCAAGGGUGCGGAUCGACAGCUUUGAGCAUUGCGUGGUUGAGGUCAAGAAGGAGGAUUUAGGAGGUUUCCUGGAGAGCCUGAGUAUGAAGGCUGUUGUUGGGUGAGCUAGAGUUUGGGGACUUCCCUUGUUGCAUGGGUCGCGAGUGGGUGGGUGGCUGGUGGACUGCAGGGUAUAUCGGGCGUGUGGGAAGCGUGUUUCUGUCUACCCCUGUUGGACUUAUAUCCCUUUCUUCUUUUCCUGCACCGCUAAAGAGGCAUGAUGAUGAUACGAGGCAGGCCGGCAUGGGAAGUGUAGAGUUUACUUUGAUGUUAGUGUAUAUAUGGUACAGCACGCAUUGCUAAGUAGGUAUUUUUGCUGUUUGGUCUUAUGGAGUGGAACAGGCAUUGCUAGGGCUAU